Molecule: messenger RNA, 1674 nt
Organism: Juglans regia (Persian walnut)
Lineage: Eukaryota; Viridiplantae; Streptophyta; Magnoliopsida; Fagales; Juglandaceae
Exons: 7
Coding region: 131-1468 (445 amino acids)
Biological process (GO): protein transport
Source: RefSeq, a predicted model, not a curated record
CACUCCGAAUGGGACCAUCCGAUCAAGAACCCCAUUUAGAUACUUCCCCAACACAGGCGACCGUUGCCUCUUCUUCAAAAGGCUUCAAAAUAAAAUACCAUUGUCUGGCUCUCACUCUGUCUCACACGCUAUGACAGUCGCAAGUGUAGCCACGACCCACGCCAGGAAUCUCAUGAAGCUCAGCCUCUCUCUCUUCCGCCGGGGCUUCAACUCCUCCAAAUGCAAGACAGCAGCGAAGAUGGCGGUGGCGAGGAUCAAGCUGCUGAGGAACAAGAGACAGGUGGUGGUGAAGCAGAUGCGGCGAGACAUUGCGUUGCUUCUACAGUCUGGUCAAGAUGCCACUGCUCGCAUCCGGGUUGAGCAUGUCAUCAGAGAACAGAAUGUUCUUGCUGCAAAUGAGGUCAUUGAACUCUUCUGUGAAUUAGUUGUGGCCAGACUUACUAUCAUUGCAAAGCAAAGGCAAUGCCCAGCAGAUCUGAAAGAAGGGAUUGCUAGCUUAAUAUUUGCUGCUCCAAGGUGCUCAGAGAUUCCAGAACUAAUGGCAAUUAGGAAUAUUUUUGAGAAAAAAUAUGGGAAAGAUUUUGUAUCUGCAGCUACUGAUCUGCGACCUGAUGGUGGUGUAAACCGCAUGUUAAUCGACAAGCUCUCUGUAAGAACCCCUACCGGUGAAGCAAAGUUGAAAGUCAUGAAGGAAAUAGCGAAGGAAUACCAGAUUCAGUGGGAUACAACGGAAUCCGAGUUGGAGCUUCUCAAGCCUUUGGAAGAGCGUAUAGAAGGACCAAACACUUUCGUUAGUGCUACCAGUCUACCUGUGAAGCCUGGACCAACUCAGUCUGCUGAGCCAAAUAAGACAAUUACCAGCCGCCAAAAUGGCAAUAUGCAUUAUGAGGACACUGCGUCAGCUGCUGAAGCAGCUGCAGAAUCUGCCAAGAAAGCAAUUGCUGCUGCACAAGCUGCUGUCUAUUUGGCGGACAGAGACUUCAAUCAAGCUACUCAAGCAUCUGGUCUUGAUAAUAAGUUGAAUACUUCAGACCAUGGAUUUGACACCCUUUCAGGCAAAUCUACUGGUUACUUCAUGCCGAAUGACCUUUCCACAGUCAAUUCACAGAAUAUGGGUCAUCAGCUAACUCACAUAUAUGAUUCUCAGUGGUUCGGAAGGUCACAUUAUAUAAGCCGUGAGGGAACACGGGCUACCAAUGUGAAUGGUGGCAAUGUUUAUAGGAGGCAUAGCUACAAUACACCUUCUGUCCAUUCAGACAUGAAGUUUGAUGAAUCCGACUGUGAUGAAGAAAUAGAGACAGAAGAACCUCCUAGUGGCAUUUAUCCGCCACCCAAGCAGCCCCCACCGCCAGAUCCAUCAUAUCAUGAUAAACAAGUUUCAGCUCAUCGUGUUCAUCCCAAAUUACCAGAUUACGAUACACUCGCCGCUCACUUCGAAGCACUGAAGAAUCGCAAAUCACUACCUUAAACGCAGAUUGCUUGGCUCUAUCAAUUUUGUUGGCUUUUAUAAUUCAUAUACAUACAUAUGGUCUAUGCAUGUUAUCAUCCUAUCGUAUAGAAACAAACACCUAUGUCCGGAUUAUUUUUCGUAUACACUGUCCUUGGGGAAAGGGAAUGUGUCAUUUUGUCAACUUUAGUGUCAUAUAAAAUGCAAAUAUUAUGUUAUUCUUUUAA